GUUUCUUUGCGAAGAAGUUCUGCCCGCAGUACUUGGAUGGUUGAUUAUUUGUUGCUGCUUCAAGUCGAGAUUAAAACAUCACAUCAUGGCUGACAAUUCGCGGGCCGCUACAACUCUUCCCGGCGAGCAAGCGGAUCCGCACCCGCAAAACACUGCUUCAGAAUUCACAUCACAAAAGAAGCUCAAGCAUGAGAUCCCUCAGUCGCAAGUCGGAAAACUUUGGGAUGCAUUUGGAAAUCCCGAAGAGCCUGUCAACAUGCUCCCUUCUGCUGGAGUCAAGUCUGGAAAAAAGCACACCGACAUUACUGUUACCGAAGCUAUGAAGUCGAUGUCAUUGGAGAAUGCUACGUCUUUCUACAAGGCACCCUGCGCUCGGGAUUCGUUGCUUCUCGGCAUCGGCGCUGGGUUCGGUAUAGGUGGGGUGAGGGGUGUCCUCGGAGGGUUGCCGAAGAUUUGGACCGCCUGUAAUUGGGCCGUGGGCGCCUUCGCUAUUACCUCCCUCGCAGCACACGAAUUCUGCCAGCGACGGCGAGUGCAGGAAUUAGACGGCAUGAAACAGGCCGUGGAGCUAAUGAAGGAGCUCAAACUCAAGAAGCAACGCGAGAAAGAACAAAAGGAGAAGGAGAUCGCCCGUCUGGCGGAGGAAGAGAGGCAACGAAAGAGCUGGACCAAUCUUGCCAACUACAAGUUCUGGUAAUCUCAAUUGCAUAUUGCGCGGAGUCAGGGAGUAUGCUUUCAAGGCAAGGAUAUCAUUGUAUAUUAUUAACCAUAAAUCAUGUGGUAUGCAUGGUCAGUACAUACAUAUCGUUCUAUU
Molecule: messenger RNA, 814 nt
Organism: Aspergillus saccharolyticus JOP 1030-1
Lineage: Eukaryota; Fungi; Ascomycota; Eurotiomycetes; Eurotiales; Aspergillaceae
Product: COX20 family protein
Exons: 2
Coding region: 86-697 (203 amino acids)
Biological process (GO): mitochondrial respiratory chain complex IV assembly
Cellular component (GO): mitochondrial inner membrane; mitochondrion
Source: RefSeq, a predicted model, not a curated record